Bombina bombina (fire-bellied toad) is the source of this 1196-nucleotide messenger RNA. RefSeq names its product retinoic acid receptor responder protein 2-like. Lineage: Eukaryota; Metazoa; Chordata; Amphibia; Anura; Bombinatoridae. The transcript has 4 exons. Bases 1 to 597 code for a protein of 198 amino acids. Gene Ontology annotation, molecular function: signaling receptor binding. Gene Ontology annotation, biological process: inflammatory response; regulation of lipid catabolic process. The record is from RefSeq and is a predicted model, not a curated record.
AUGAAGUCUGUAUCUGUGACUCUGUUGCUUAUCUGCACAGUGUUAGCACUGUCUGCGGUUGGUCAGGGGCAAAAACUGUCAGAAAUAAAGAAAAAGGCCCUGGUGUUAGUGAGGGAAGACUUACAUAGCAAAAACACCACCAAACAUGCCUACCGUCUGAUCGCAGUACUGAAAGCAACUGAAGAACAUAUUUACAUUGACACAUUUGUGAAAAUUGAAGCUAAAUUACAACAGACCACUUGCAAGAAGGAGUUUCACGAGAAAAAGAAAUGCCGGACCCUUCCUAGAGGGAGUAUAGAGCACUGCACUGGCUGCUUUGUUUUCGAAAAGAAUUCCCAUGUGGUCCUGUCGCAGUACAUCGACUGCUGUCCUGAAACUUCCCUGACAAUGGACCAAGAAAAUGUGAGAAUAGUAUCCUGUGAAAAUAUGGUGAAAAAGUAUCUGCCAGGAAGCAUGACUUUUCUGUUGGCAUCAAACCCAUACCAUGCUGUAACUCGUAUCAUGGAGGAGGCUUUGCCCGCUACUGCGCCGCCCCCCCCCCCUCAGUUAUAUAUUGGACACCUUGAAACCCUAAAUAAGAUAGAAACUUAUCAUUAAAGUAACUUCCCACUAAAGUCAGAUUUUUAAAAAAAAGUAGCUUUAUUGCACAACCACAUACAACAAAUCUAUUUUUCAUUGAUCGUAGGCUUGUUGAAUGCUUAAAUAUUUUAGAAUACGAAGUUUAAUUACGUGCAGUAAAUAAGGUAGUAUUUGUGUUUUAUUUUAUUAAAAUCAGUGGGGGCUUUUUGGUUACUGAUGCACGCUUUAUGGGUUCUAUAAUGUCCUAGCAACUAAAGGCAUUCCUUAAAAAAAACACUUUUCCGGAUUUGGGCCGCAUUGGAUCAUGGUACUUGAAGUUUCAGGGAGAUUGCAUUCCAUUUGCUGGUAUCAGGGAGUCUUUAUUUAGCUAUCUCCUAUAUUUGUAUUUAUCGUCUAUCUGUCUCACAUGUUUCUAUCUAUCUAUCUUACAAAGCUAAUUUAUAUUUUAAGAAGUGACUGAAAAAUUCACCUGCAAAAUGGAAUUAGCAUUAUAUCACUAUAAAUGUUAAAAGGCUCAACAAUGUUUUGUCAUGAAAGAGCAGUUGACAAUAUUGACUGUUUUUACCUGAAAAAAAUAUGAAGUUAAAGCUCUUUAAAUAUAAAUUAAUAAGCCUGUA